Drosophila teissieri is the source of this 246-nucleotide messenger RNA. RefSeq lists its product as uncharacterized. The record is from RefSeq and is a predicted model, not a curated record. The coding region runs from base 1 to 246 and encodes 81 amino acids. The transcript has a single exon. Lineage: Eukaryota; Metazoa; Arthropoda; Insecta; Diptera; Drosophilidae.
AUGAGCGGACAAUCAGCGCUGAUGGCCAACCUGGCCGAUGUGGUCAAGGAGGCCAAGGAUGAGGAGAUACCGAUGCCCAAAUCGAACGACUUCUUCGAGUCCAAGACCUUCCGCCUGCUCACCUUGAUGCUCUACAUGGGCGGCGUGAGUGGCAUGGGCUUGACUCUGGCGGUCUACUACCUGUUCAUCUGGGACUCCCGCAUGCCGCCGCUGCCCGUGUUCAAGCACACGCAUCCAAUUGGCUAG